UGAAAAAGCGGCGCGCGGAUCUGCCCGACGGGUAACGGGCAACAAAACUCGCAGCCCCUUUCCCCCUCCCGCUAGCUUAUAAACUGCCGAUCGAGCCGCCAUGUCAUGAGAGAAGAACCCAUGGCCGACACCUGACCUCACAAGAAGAUGAAGAUAGCUCAAUUUCUCUGCUUCUCGCCUGUGGCCAAGGAACAGAUCACAGCGGUCCAUGUCCUGCCGGAGUUUCGGCCGUGCAAUCGACAGCGCCGGUGGCGGCGGCGCCUCACCGGAAUCAUCUUCCCGAUUCUCAUCAGGCCACAGGAGAACGGUUGUACUGAUAAUUCUUCAGAUACGAAAAUUGGCGGUCAAUUCUGUGAUCGGAAACCAACCUUUGAAUCGGAAACCGCAUCGGUACGGAAAUCGAACUCCGAUGAAGAUCGGGGAUCGGAUGAGGUGAUCUUCUCAUCCUCAUCGAGCUCAUCACCCAAAACACCAUCGUCUUUAUCAUCUUCUUCCUCCUUGUCUUACCCGGAUUUUCCUACCCCGAGGCAAAGGGGGGCAGUGGAAACGGGCGCGGAGAGGCGGUAUGCUCUCUGUUUCUUGGUGGUGAGCUUGAUAGUGAUGGUAUUCUGCGGCCGGAUCUGCGCAAUUCUGUGGACGGCAUCGGGUCUCUGCUUUCUUCCUCGCCGGAAACCGGCUACUGAGACACCUGAGCUCGGUGGUGUGGAGACUCCAGCGUCGGCUGCAUCGGCGCUGCCUCCGGCGGAGGACCGCCUGCAAAAGCGAUUUUGUGAGUAUAACAAGAGGCGGGUUGUUCUGGAAGGAUUUCUAGGAAGAAGCAAACGAGUUUAAAGAAGGCAUAUAGUAAUGAAAUAAAGUUGGUACCCAAACGAGUGAAAAUAUGUUUAGUUUUUUUUUUGGAUUUAUGGCCAUAACUUUUGCUGGUAAAUCUAUAAGCUAGUCCUGCUGCUGUUUCAAUUUUUUUUUUUAAUGUUAAUAUUGUUAAAUUUCUCUGUUCUCUCCAAAAUAAUGAAAAUUCUACUUUUUUGCUUUGGAA
Messenger RNA from Dendrobium catenatum, 1036 nucleotides. RefSeq lists its product as uncharacterized. Bases 148 to 831 code for a protein of 227 amino acids. NCBI's taxonomy places the organism in Eukaryota, Viridiplantae, Streptophyta, Magnoliopsida, Asparagales, Orchidaceae. The transcript has 2 exons. The record is from RefSeq and is a predicted model, not a curated record.